Molecule: messenger RNA, 1207 nt
Organism: Bactrocera latifrons
Lineage: Eukaryota; Metazoa; Arthropoda; Insecta; Diptera; Tephritidae
Product: aldose reductase
Exons: 1
Coding region: 200-1138 (312 amino acids)
Cellular component (GO): cytosol
Molecular function (GO): aldose reductase (NADPH) activity
Source: RefSeq, a predicted model, not a curated record
GACCUGCUCCAAGACGCUCUCUGCUGUCGCUCAACGCGAAAGACUUUCAGUGAAAAUAAUUGAAUUCGCCUGAUUAUAAUCUUUAGAUCGGCUUGUAUAAAUACUUUCAUUCCAUGUCGAAAAGUGUAUCGCAAUAAUAACAAAUAUUACGUCGAUAUCAACUUGCCUUAGCCAUAAAAAAAUUGUGAAAUUGUAUCAAAUGGUUUCUUUAGCGCCAAGAAUUAAACUUAGCAAUGGUCAAGAGAUUCCAUCAAUCGGUCUCGGCACUUGGCGAUCGCAUGAAUCAGAUGCAGAGCGUUCGGUAAAAGAUGCCAUAGAUUUAGGUUACAGACAUAUCGACACAGCAUUCGUAUAUGAAAAUGAAAAGGAAGUUGGAAGUGCUAUCAAUUCAAAGAUUGCUGAAGGUAUCGUUAAUCGUGAAGACAUAUUUGUUGUCACAAAAUUGAGUGGCAUUCAUCACGAUCCACAAUUAGUGGACCAUGCUUGUCGCAAAAGUCUCUCCAAUCUGGGAUUAAGCUACAUCGAUUUAUAUCUGAUGCACUUUCCUGUAGGUCAAAUUCACAAAGGUGACGAUAAUGUACACGGAACAUUAGAACUCUCCGAUGUAGACUACCUGGAUACUUGGCGAGCUAUGGAGAAGUUAGUGGAUUUGGGCUUAGUAAUCGGAAUUGGUCUUUCUAACUUUAAUGAGCAACAAACACAGCGCAUAUUACAAGAGUGUCGCAUACGUCCUUUAGUCAACCAGGUGGAGUGCCACCCAGGCUUUAAUCAAAAAAAUCUAAUUGCGUUUUCAAAACAAUGUGAUAUUGUUAUCACAGCGUAUUGUCCUUUAGCACGGCCCAAGCCAGAUCAACAGUGGCCACCAUUCCUUUACGAUAGUACUGCAAACGAUUUAUCUAAAAAAUAUGGAAAGACACCAGCACAAAUAUGUUUACGUUAUCUGGUACAAUUGGGCGCUAUACCGAUUCCAAAAUCGGUUUCCAAAAGUCGCAUAGCGGAAAAUUUUGCAAUUUUCGAUUUUGAAAUAAACGACGAUGAUAUGAAAAUAAUUGAUGACUACAAUACCGGUCAACGUUUGAUACCUUUUUCUGGUAUGAGUCACCACCAGUAUUUUCCAUUCAAUUCCAACGACGAGUAGCACUUUAUAUUUUAUUAUAUAUGUAUGUAUAUAUGUUUGUUUUAAAUAAAUAUAUACUUAUAUAUUACU